GCGGGAUGGAGUUGCUAGGCGCGGAGCGGAUCCGGCUGGCCCGGGCCUCCCGGAGCUCGGAGCCGCGGGAGCGGAGCCGGGGUUAGCGGAGCGGCUGGAAGAUGGCGAGCGGUUGGGACUCGCGGCCGCCCUGGCGGCUGGGACGCCUUCCGCUUCUGCUAUACUUGCUGCUGCUUCUGAAGAGCCCGGCCUGGGCGGCGCACAUCAAGAAGGCAGAGGCGACCACGACAACGAGUGCGGGCGCCGAGGGCCAGUUCGAUCGCUACUAUCACGAAGAAGAGCUGGGCAAGGCACUGAGGGAGGCGGCGGCCGCGGGGCCCCCCGGCCUGGCCCGCCUCUUCAGCAUCGGUCGCUCGGUGGAGGGCCGGCCGCUGUGGGUGCUGCGCCUCACGGCCGGCCUGGGGCCGCUGCUCCCUGACGGCGACGCGGCGGGGCCGGAGGCUGCGGGGCCGCUCAUACCCGGCCGGCCGCAGGUGAAGCUGGUGGGCAACAUGCACGGCGACGAGACCGUGUCGCGCCAGGUGCUGGUCUACCUGGCCCGAGAGCUGGCCUCUGGCUACCGCCGCGGGGACCCGCGCCUCGUCCGCCUGCUCAACACCACCGACGUGUACGUGCUGCCCAGCCUCAACCCCGACGGCUUCGAGCGCUCCCGCGAGGGCGACUGCGGGACCAGCGGCCGCGACAACAGCCGGGGCCGCGACCUCAACCGCAGCUUCCCGGACCAGUUCAGCACUGGCGAGCCCCCCUCCCUGGACGAGGUGCCCGAAGUGCGAGCCCUCAUCGACUGGAUCCGCAGGAACAAGUUUGUGCUUUCUGGAAAUCUGCAUGGUGGCUCUGUGGUAGCAAGCUAUCCUUUUGAUGAUUCUCCACAACAUCAGGCAACUGGAAUCUAUAGCAAAACCUCAGAUGAUGAAGUCUUCAAAUACUUGGCAAAAGCUUAUGCUUCAAAUCACCCUAUAAUGAAAACUGGUGAACCUCAUUGUCCAGGAGAUGAAGAUGAGACUUUCAAAGAUGGGAUCACAAAUGGUGCACAUUGGUAUGAUGUGGAAGGUGGUAUGCAAGAUUACAAUUAUGUAUGGGCCAAUUGUUUUGAGAUCACAUUAGAAUUAUCUUGUUGCAAGUACCCACCUGCUUCUCAGCUUCGACAGGAAUGGGAGAACAAUCGUGAAUCUCUGAUUACAUUGAUUGAAAAGGUCCACAUUGGAAUUAAAGGAUUUGUUAAAGAUUCAGUAACAGGAUCUGGAUUAGAGAAUGCAACCAUUUCGGUGGCUGGUAUUAAUCAUAACAUCACAACAGGCAGAUUUGGUGAUUUCCACAGAUUACUUGUUCCUGGAAGUUAUAAUCUUACAGCACUUUCAACUGGGUAUAUGCCAUUGACUAUUCAUAAUAUAACUGUGAAAGAAGGACCAGCCACAGAAGUGGAUUUUUCCCUUCGGCCAACUGCAACUUCAGUAAUCCCUGACACAACUGAGAUUUUGGCAACUGCUAGCACAGUUAUUCUCCCCAAGAUUCCCCCUGGAACGUUAUCCUCUCACCAGCCAAUUCAGCCGAAAGAUUUUCACCAUCACCAUUUUCCUGACAUGGAAAUCUUUUUGAGAAGAUUUGCCAAUGACUAUCCUAAUAUCACUCGGCUUUACUCAUUGGGAAAAUCAGUAGAAUCAAGAGAACUCUAUGUCAUGGAGAUAUCUGAUAAUCCAGGUGUCCAUGAACCAGGUGAACCAGAAUUUAAGUACAUUGGAAAUAUGCAUGGUAAUGAGGUAGUUGGAAGAGAACUGCUACUGAACCUCAUUGAAUACCUCUGUAAGAACUUUGGAACAGAUCCCGAAGUAACAGAUUUGGUCCGUAACACUAGAAUUCACCUUAUGCCAUCCAUGAAUCCUGAUGGAUAUGAAAAGUCUCAGGAAGGUGAUUCAGUAAGUGAAAUUGGCAGAAACAACAGCAACAACUUUGACCUGAACCGAAAUUUUCCAGACCAGUUUGUUCAGAUCACAGAUCCUACCCAACCAGAAACUAUUGCCGUAAUGAGUUGGAUGAAGGCCUAUCCAUUUGUACUAUCAGCAAACCUGCAUGGAGGUUCUUUGGUGGUUAAUUAUCCUUUUGAUGAUGAUGAGCAAGGACUUGUCUUAUAUAGUAAAUCACCAGAUGACGCCGUGUUCCAACAAGUAGCACUUUCUUAUUCCAAGGAAAAUUCCCAGAUGUUUCAAGGUAGACCUUGCAAGAAUAUGUACCCUAAUGAAUAUUUCCCUCAUGGCAUAACAAAUGGAGCUAAUUGGUAUAAUGUCCCAGGUGGUAUGCAGGACUGGAACUAUUUACAAACAAAUUGCUUUGAAGUAACUAUUGAACUAGGUUGUGUGAAAUAUCCAUUUGAGAAAGAUCUGCCGAAGUUUUGGGAACAGAAUCGAAGAUCUUUAAUCCAGUUUAUAAAACAGGUUCAUCAGGGUGUCAAAGGAUUUGUCCUUGAUGCUACCGAUGGCAGGGGUAUAUUAAAUGCCACCAUUAGUGUUGCUGAAAUUAAUCAUCCAGUGACUACUUAUAAAACUGGAGAUUACUGGCGUCUCUUAGUUCCAGGAACUUAUAAAAUCACAGCAUCUGCUCGAGGGUAUAACCCAGUUACCAAGAAUGUAACUGUCAAGAGUGAAGGUGCUAUUCAGGUCAACUUCACACUUGUUCGAUCAUCAGCGGAUGCAAAUAAUGAAUCUAAAAAAGGAAAGGGGGAUAGCACCAGCACUGAUGAUACCAGUGACCCAACUACUAAGGAGUUUGAAGCUUUAAUUAAAGACCUUUCAGCUGAGAAUGGCUUGGAAGGCAUCAUGUUAAGCUCCUCCUCAAACCUGGCUCUUUAUCGAUACCAUUCAUAUAAAGACCUAUCAGAAUUUUUGAGAGGACUUGUAAUGAACUAUCCACUUAUUACAAAUCUUACCACUUUGGGACAGAGUGCUGAAUAUCGUCACAUUUGGUCCCUUGAAAUCUCCAAUAAGCCCAACAUAUCUGAGCCGGAGGAACCGAAGAUUCGUUUUGUUGCUGGUAUCCAUGGAAAUGCUCCAGUUGGAACUGAACUGCUUUUGGCUCUCGCAGAAUUUCUCUGCCUAAACUACAGAAAGAACCCAGCUGUUACCCAAUUGAUUGACAGGACCAGGAUUGUGAUUGUCCCUUCUCUAAAUCCAGAUGGGAGAGAGCGAGCACAAGAGAAAGACUGUACUUCAAAGAUAGGACAAACAAAUGCCCGUGGCAAAGACCUGGAUACAGAUUUUACAAAUAAUGCCUCCCAGCCUGAGACUAAAGCCAUCAUUGAAAAUUUAAUUCAAAAACAGGACUUCAGUCUUUCUGUUGCUUUAGAUGGUGGUUCUGUGCUGGUCACAUACCCAUAUGACAAGCCAGUGCAGACAGUGGAAAACAAAGAGACUCUGAAGCACUUGGCAUCCCUUUAUGCAAAUAAUCACCCAUCAAUGCACAUGGGUCAGCCCAGUUGCCCAAAUAAGUCAGAUGAGAAUAUUCCAGGAGGAGUAAUGCGCGGAGCAGAAUGGCACAGUCACCUGGGUAGCAUGAAGGACUAUAGCGUCACCUAUGGACAUUGCCCAGAAAUCACUGUGUACACAAGCUGCUGCUACUUUCCUAGUGCAGCACAACUCCCUUCCUUGUGGGCAGAAAAUAAAAAGUCCCUUCUUAGCAUGUUGGUAGAGGUUCACAAAGGAGUUCAUGGAUUUGUUAAAGAUAAGACUGGAAAACCAGUUUCUAAAGCAGUCAUUGUACUCAAUGAAGGAAUAAAAGUACACACAAAAGAGGGAGGUUAUUUCCAUGUGCUGUUAGCCCCAGGUGUCCAUAACAUUAAUGCCAUCGCUGAGGGGUACCAGCAACAACAUUCACAGGUCUUUGUACAUCACGAUGCAGCCAGUCCUGUUGUAAUAGUCUUUGACACAGAUAACCGGAUAUUUGGUUUGCCAAGGGAGCUUGUGGUAACUAUAUCAGGUGCCACCAUGUCAGCAUUAAUCCUAACAGCUUGUAUUAUUUGGUGCAUCUGUUCAAUCAAGUCUAACAGACACAAGGAUGGUUUCCAUCGCCUCAGGCAACAUCACGAUGAAUAUGAAGAUGAAAUACGCCUCAUGUCAACUGGCUCUAAGAAGUCCCUCCUAAGCCAUGAGUUCCAGGAUGAAACAGACACUGAAGAGGAAACAUUAUAUUCUAGCAAACGUUGAAAAAUAUACUUUGCCUAUCUCCCAGCUAAGUACCAAGCAAAAUUACAGCUCCUCUUGGGAGGCACUCCAAUAAGAAGAGACGACUGUUUUUUUUUUUCAGAGCUUUUUGGGGAUAUCUUUGUUAAAUCUGUAUUUUCUGUGAAUUUUGCUGGCAGUUUUGAACUUCCCUUCCUGAAAGUACUCUUACCUUUUUUAAAAAGUCUGAUUUGUAUUUAUGUAGCAGAGAUGGAACAGCCACUUUGUUUUUCUUUUUUCCUUUACAGUGAGCUACUUGGAGCUUAUGUUGGAGCUUAUGUAAUCCCAGCAAAAAGCCAACUGGCAGAGAUUGUAAUUUGCACAUCAGGUGUUUACUAGUUAGUGGCUUUAGAUUUUUUUCUUUACUUUAAAGGCCAAAAGAAUCCAGAAACAUUAAGCGGGACAGCAGUCAUAUUCUGACAUAAAAGCUUUAAAAACUCAAGGUUCUUCUCAACCUACUGAGGAGUACUCUUCUCUAGUUAUUAAAUAGCUGGAGUUUCUCUUAUUCAGGUUUAAUGGAGGUUGAAUGAUUUUUAAACUUAUAUAGCAUUAGGAAAUUAAUAAAUGGGCUUCCGCACUGUUUCCAGGCUAGAUGAUAACUGGUGGGCUGUGCUGUAGCAGGAUUUCACUACCUCUCUUGAAAGACUUAGCAAAAUUAUAAAUAUUCUCAUUUUAAGGGAGAACUUGUUGCCUUUAUUGUGAAAGAUCUAAGUGUCCACUUGAACGGAACUGAGAGGGAGAUCUAGCAAAGCUGAAAUUCAUGUUGCCUAUCUUUUAACUUGGAAAAAAUCCACAGGUGCUGCUGCUUUUAUCUGUGAAGCACUAGGUUAUUCUAGGAAUGCCUAAUUCUUUAAUAUUUCCUAAAUAUGAACCUUUUUCUAUGUUGUACACUUAGGGUUUUCAGAUGACUCGGCCAUCCACGAGAUCUGAAUUCUACUGAAAAUACCUGGAAGUAUGGAAGAGAUCUCCUUGUACAUUCUUAACCUACAUUUAGUAUAGAUACAAAAUAUCUAUACUUUGUGCUCCAGCCAUUUCUUUUGCCCUGUAAUAGCAUGCUAGUAUUGAAAUAUCUUGCCUAGUCUUCUUUACAUUGGCCUCUGCAAAUGAUUGGGUUCUUUGUCCUAAUGUCUUACUUAAAAGUCUUGUUUUUUUUGGACCAACCAAUUUUGUUAAACGUCCAAUUGAAAGCUUUAAAAUAAGGCUCCCUCCAUUUGAAAAAAAAAAAGUGUAAAUUAUGGACUACUGUGUGAUGUAACACUGUGGUGGGAAAGUAUCAUCUUCACUGCCAGUCAUGUAAGACCUCAGAUAGUUGCAUUUGAUUGUGUCCAUCUUAUGCUGUUCAGUGGAAAUGAUGCUUUUUAUAAGUAUGAGUCUUACCAAUGAUCUAAUCGUUUAAUACCUUUGAAUGUUCUAAUGGCCAAAUUGCUGCUGCUGAACUUGUACUAAAUCAGGGGAUCAAAAAACUAGCUCUCAUCUUUUCAAAUUAUAUUCAUUAAUCUAGUAGUUAUUCCAAAGCCUUUAUGUGGAUUUAUUCCACUCACCUAGGUCUUUUAACCAGGUUUUGUGAGUGAUACAUCCAAAGUGGCUCUAUAAAAUAGAGCUUUUUGUUUAGCAGGAAUAAUGAGGUCAUGACAUUUGUUAAUAAACAUCUGUGAUAAGUUUGGGUGGCUCAAGGUUAAGCCAUGCUGGUAUUAAUCCUGGUAUUACAGUAGCAACUCUAAAUUCUGCCUCCUUUUAUCCCAUUGUAUCCAUAGAACAAAGUUUAUGGGAUGGUAAUAUUUAAUGAACUAUUAUUUAAUUUCUUCUAAUAACACUACACUUUCCUUAAAAAUGUGGUGCAUUACUUUUUUUUUCAGCAUUAUUAUUUAGAAUGCAAAGUCGGCCAACAACGGGCCUGCUGGUAGUUGGCCCUGCUUGGACACUGCAACUAGAAAUAAAAUGAAUUUGAUGGGAAAGCCUUUGCUUUAUUGGCAUUGGUCUUCACUAGAGGAUACCUUCACAUUUAUUUCUCUCUUGAACUAAAUAUAUCUUUAAUAUUGUAAUAAACAUCUCAGUGGCUGGAGGCCAUGCCUUUUAAGUAUAUAUAAAAUUUUUAAAGAGAUGGACAUACAGAUAAUUCUUUUAGUAAUUUAUCCUAAAAGGAAAAUCAAAUUCUGUUAUGUCUUAAGUCAAUAAUAAACUUCUAAAUGAUACAUUUAGCUAGAAAACAAGGCCUUUUCAGCCUGUGUUACCUGUGAACAUGAAUGUACAGGAUCCGUGACUAUUGUGUUCUAAGCCCUGCUCAGUCUUUUAUUUGUGGAUCUAAAAUGAUUAGACCACAUUAACAACUGAAGGCACUGAAGCAAUAUGGGAUGGGGGAUACAUUUCUUCAGUAUUUCUCCUAGAGACUUUCCAUCUCCUUGGAGUCAUGGAGGCAAGUAAGUAUCACAGUAUUAAUGUGCCCAAAUCUGAGUUGUGCCUUUCUUUUCUCACAAGGCAUAGUUUUGUCCUGGUGAUCAGUUUGUAAGCCUUUCUCCCCUCCUGGCUCCUUAAUAAAAGCAAAAUGAUGGAGUAGAUAAUGUUCAAAGUGUCUGUCUAUGUAAUUGUACUUGUACUGAUCAUGUAGUUUGGUAAGAUGAGCCCAUGCAAUUUCAGAAAGACAGACUACAGUUCUAAUGUAAAUUUGGUGAAAAUAUGUGGUUAGCAAGUGAGUUUCCAUCCAGUUCAGGUAUGCCUGUAAUUCUGAUUGAAGGGAAUUUACUUUGGAGCUUUGUCAUCUUUCAGAAAGGAAACAUUGUAUUUUGGGUUCAGUGUGAUUGGAUGGUUAAUCUUUGGUAACUUUGAUCUGAAUGAAUCUUGCUGAAUUAGUGAAUAUUAAACUUAAAACUAAUUAUGAGUUGAAAAUAAAAGGUAGUGCUAAUGUCUGAGUUUAUUGUAUUUCUAACACCAGAUUACUCAGUAACCAUGACCAGCUCCUCUGUUGACAUUCUCAGCAUUAAUUUUUAUCUUCUUGUUGCCAGAAAUGCGUUUGUGCCAGGUUUUACCCUGCUAUAUUAAAAGCUUCUUGGCUGUAAACUAUGAUAGUGCUCUAUGUUACGGUUCUGUAGUGGAACAGUUUUAACAGUAGCAUUUCCCCCACGUUUUGCUUUAUUGUCACUACUAAAAUUUCCACUCUAGUUAGUGUUCAGUGAUUUUUCUACCUAGUAACUUUCUGAUAACUCUUUGGGUUUCUGAUUUGUUUUAAUUAAAGCACUACUGGGGGAGGGUUUAGAGUCCUUGAUUAAUCAGCUAAACUUAGGUUUCUAGCUCAUGAGGAAAUCUCCCCCAACACCCAGUUCUAUUUUUUGGCAGUAAUUAAUGAUGCCAAUUUAUUUUCAGAAUAUUAGCCUGGUUGAUUUUGAUUUGACAAACAACAUAAAAUUAGAAAGUAGGUUACCAUUUUUAGACAACUGGAUGAAAAUCAUGUAAAUAUGUAUGAUUAUGAUUUUUAUAAAUGGCAUAACAUGAGUACACUAGCUACAUUCUGUGCUGGCCGUGCUGCACAUUUUCUGGAGAUAUGACAUAUGGUAUUUUUUUAUGCUCUUUUAACCUCUCCAUUUUCUCAGAAUGAUGCCCCCUGGCUCGAGACCUUAUCUAUAGCUAUUUAUAUGACAUGCUCAGUACCAUUCAUUUUAAGUGCUUCAGCCUUUGGUUUAUUUCAUGCACUGUGCCUUCAAAAUAAAAAAUUUAAAAGGGACUUUAAAUGAAGUUGAAUAGUUUUAAAAAGUCAAUCUGUGUAAUUUAUGUGAAACCUAACUGUAAUGAGGUCCUUUCUGUUUUUUAUAUGUAAACAGAUCUACUAAUCCUGUAUAAAAGUUAUUUUAUGA
Octodon degus (degu) is the source of this 8053-nucleotide messenger RNA. It is a transcript of the gene Cpd, whose product is annotated as carboxypeptidase D. Gene Ontology annotation, biological process: proteolysis. Gene Ontology annotation, molecular function: zinc ion binding; metallocarboxypeptidase activity. NCBI's taxonomy places the organism in Eukaryota, Metazoa, Chordata, Mammalia, Rodentia, Octodontidae. The record is from RefSeq and is a predicted model, not a curated record. The transcript is spliced from 21 exons. The coding region runs from base 102 to 4193 and encodes 1363 amino acids.